Messenger RNA from Clupea harengus (Atlantic herring), 1025 nucleotides. It is a transcript of the gene rerglb, whose product is annotated as RERG/RAS-like b. Gene Ontology annotation, molecular function: GTP binding; GTPase activity. The record is from RefSeq and is a predicted model, not a curated record. Lineage: Eukaryota; Metazoa; Chordata; Actinopteri; Clupeiformes; Clupeidae.
CCGGCUCUCCCAGCUGUUCUGCUCAGGCUGCAAACAUGAACGACAUCAAGCUGGCCCUGCUGGGCAGCAAAGGAGCUGGAAAAUCAGCGGUUCUAGUUCGGUUCCUGACAAAGCGUUUCAUCGGGGAGUACGCAUCCAACAGCAAUUCCUUAUACCGUAAAAGGCUCUCCAUUGACGGGAGACAGUUGAACUUGGAAAUGUUUGAUCCAUGCUCACAGACCAGUGAGGGCAGAUGCAUCCUGGAAGAGCCUGUAGAGUGGGCUGAUGGCUUUGUCGUGGUGUACAACAUCAGCGACCGCAUGUCCUUCCUCAACGCUAAAAACAUCCUGCGCCAGAUCAAAGAGACCCGAGGAGGAGAGACCUGUAAGGGGGACGUAGACAUUCCCAUCUGUCUGGUGGGAAACAGCAAGGACCUGUGCCACAGCAGGCAGGUGAGCGAGGAGGAGGCCCGCGCCGUGGCCCUGGAGAACAAGUGCCACUUCCAGGAGGUGUCGGCGGCCGAGGACUACCUGGAGAUCGCCAACCUCUUCACCAAGCUGAUGCGGCACGUGAUGGAGCACCUGAAGUACCGGGCCGACCGCCGGCGCUACAGCGGCUCCAAAUCCAUGGCCAAGCUUAUCAACAACGUCUUUGGCAAGAGGAGGAAGUCCGUUUGAGUGCGCUAGGGCUGCCAAGGAUGCAAGCUCAAUUAAAUGCCUCACUCUUACGAGUGUGAAAAAUCUGUAUUGUCUCCCAUGCAGAUGUUAGAUGUCAUGUUUCAGGCGACGUUUUGACUCUACACUUGGUGUAGUUAUAAAAUUUCUACUCUGUGUUUUAUGAGAGAGCUGUAAUUUUCUCUUGUGUUUCUAUUUUCUUCAUGACAGUUAGUUACAAGGAUCGGUUCGUCAUUCCAUACAAUAACAUACAAGGUAUAACAAGUUGGUAUAUGUGAACUGCAUACUACAAUAAUCAACAUGUCAUGAAGAACUCAAGAACUCCUUGAACAAAUGUUAUUUCUUUCUAAAUAGUAUUGCAGACUGCAUAAC